Messenger RNA from Boleophthalmus pectinirostris (great blue-spotted mudskipper), 3872 nucleotides. It is a transcript of the gene tmcc2, whose product is annotated as transmembrane and coiled-coil domain family 2. Gene Ontology annotation, biological process: amyloid precursor protein metabolic process. The record is from RefSeq and is a predicted model, not a curated record. NCBI's taxonomy places the organism in Eukaryota, Metazoa, Chordata, Actinopteri, Gobiiformes, Gobiidae. Gene Ontology annotation, cellular component: endomembrane system.
GAUAUAGAUCCAUUAACGGAGAGAGGGAGUGGGUGCAGUUAUCAAUACCAUUAACAAUGAAGCUUUAGGAUACAAAGAGUUGAUAGGGAGCCAAAACGACUCGGGCUGGAGAGAGUUGAGGAGGGGCACCUCAGUUUUCGGGGGAGGCGGGAGGAGGAGGAUGGGCCUCGAGCACAGACUUGCAAUGGCACUUCAAAUAUUGGAUUAAAGCAGUAUGGUAACGUUUCUAAUUUGAUUUAUAGCUGUGCAGCUUAUUCCUCAUCAUGUCCACGUCCAUCCCAUCUCACAGUCUGUCUGCGUGUGUUGUGCUCCACGGGCAGAUCCUGCUUUUCGCGCUACAGACAUUUGUCAUCUCCAUCUUUGCCCCGUAUAUCCCGCACUAACCACUAAUAUUUUUUGUUAACUUACAAAUAACUCCCCAUUUCAUUGUCCACUUUCAGCUGAACGCCGUUGUGCCGUUAUUUGUGUUGUGUUUUGAUUGAAGCAUAUUCUUUGGUACACUCUGCACCCAUGUUUCCAUUGCACACGCGCAUCAUGUUCUGCAAAUUCCUCAUAACAGCGACUGCAGUCGUCUGUUAUUCUCAAUUACGCAUCUAUUUUUAGUAGCCUCUGGCAAAUUGUAACCGAUUUACAACAAGCACUGAGAGCUUUUGAGUCCAUUUAACAAGGCCUGUACAACCGGAGUUUCAAAUGCGUCCUGUUAUUAUGACACCAGAGCAGUUCUAUUUAGUGCCAUGACCCAUGUGUCUGGUGCCACUCGUGUUUUCAGGCUCCGAUUACACUGUUUUGACGUCAGUCUGAAGGGUCAUUAACGACCCCACCAUCUGCCGAGCUACAGAGACUCCGGGCCCCUGGACGAGGGAAUCCCUGCGUGGAUCAAUGAUAGGCCCGUGUUGGCCGGGUGUCUCAUUGUUUAAAAGGAUUACACGAGCAUCAUAUUGUCUUUGAGAGAGAUAGGUCAGACAGAUCUAGGUUGCUGUCACAUUGAUGUAGUUUGCACAAUAGAUGCUAUAAUAAGCAUUGUCACCAUCUUUGUGUACACCACAGGGAGCUCUGUAGCCUCAAUUUGCUGAUUUCAACAGAUCGUUCUGCAUGCUCAGUAUCAUCGUGUUCUAUUUGUGCAGCAUGGAGCUAUUAUUAUCACCAUAGUCAUAAUGUUGUUGCCAUAGAGUCAAAAUAGGAGAUCCUCCUCCAGUGACCCAGAUUUGUAGAGUUGUUGAAAAUAAAGUAAGUGUAAAUAAAUUCAUCUCUAUGGUGCACUGCUCCCAAGAGAAAACACAGGUUGUAUCAAAGGCUGUUUUUUUCAGUUUUGUUCUUCUUGAUACUUACCCUCUCUUUGCCAUAAGAUGCCCCAGAAGUAAAUAUAUCUGCCCUUAUCCUAUGAAUUAGCCUACAUUGUGCAUCAGUGCACUCUCAUUGCUGUGUUAAGACACUGUUGUUUGUAACUGUUUUCCUGAUUCAGUCACACAUGUUCUUGUGGAUACUGAUACGGAUUCUACAGCAGUGGUUGUCAAACCAAAUCUAAAUUCCCUCCUACAGAAAUAUUUGACCUUCUGGGAUGUCACCAUAUCUAAAGCAGGUCAAGUACUACAAGAUUGCUUGCUUAUUUUCAUUUUAAAUAAGGACUACCCUGAAAGGAGACAAACAUGUGGAUUAAAUUGACUCUUAAGAUAACUUGAACUGUAUAGUAAUUCACAUAUCUGUUCUUGAAGAUGUGCUUUAAUGAGAUAUAGGGACAGUUUCAUAAUAAUUAAAUAUUAACUGAUACAAUAUUUAAUGCUGCUUUUUUAUUAUACACUAUCUUGUACCCUCUCUCCCAAGCUGGACAAGAGUGAGGUGUCCACGCUAGGCCUACCCUCUGCCCCAAGUCAUGGAGGCUCUGACACCAACAUCAGCGCAGAUGGAGCAGCAGCCGCGUCCGGAGCUAGCGGGGGUGAACUUCCAGGGGAACCACAAAGAACCAGGCUCGCUCUCGAACAUCUCCAGCAGAAGAUCCUCAAAGUCACAGAACAAAUCCGAGUGGAGCAGGAGGCUCGUGAUGACAAUGUGGCUGAGUACCUAAAACUAGCUCACAACGCAGACAAGCAACAGGCAUCAAGGAUCAAGCAAGUGUUUGAGAAGAAGAACCAAAAGUCUGCGCAGACCAUUGCGCUGCACAAGAAACUAGAGCAUUAUCACAAGAAGCUAAAGGAAAUUGAACAGAAUGGACCAGCCCGGCAGCCCAAGGACGUGCUCCGGGACAUGCAGCAGGGAUUGAAAGAUGUGGGGGCCAAUGUUCGUGCUGGAAUAAGUGGUUUUGGCGGCGGAGUCGUUGAAGGGGUCAAAGGAGGGGUCUCUGCCCUCACUCACACUGCUGUCGUGUCAAAGCCUAGAGAGUUUGCCAGUCUGAUCAGGAACAAAUUUGGCAGCGCUGAUAACAUAGCUCACCUUAAAGACACACUUGAAGACGGGGUGGGUGGUCAGUCUGAGGACACCCCUACACCUCGAGCCCUAAGUGGGAGCGCUACAUUAGUGUCCAGUCCCAAGUACGGCAGUGACGACGAGUGCUCUAGCGCCACCUCUGGGUCGGCAGCAGGUAGUAACUCUGGUGGGGCAGGAGGUGGAGUGGGCAUUUUAGGAGCAGCCAUGGGGAGCCCCAGACUGGACGGGCAUCAUCACCAUCAUCACCACAUGCACAGCUCCUGGGAGUCUCUGCUGGAGGGACUGCAGGAGAUAAAGGCAGGGCAGGCACACAUGGAGGACACCAUUGAAGACAUGAAAGGGCAACUGCAGAGCGACUACUCAUACAUGACACAGUGCCUGCAGGAAGAGAGAUACAGGUAUGAAAGACUGGAGGAGCAGCUCAAUGACCUGACGGAGCUGCACCAGAAUGAGAUGACCAAUCUCAAACAGGAACUUGCCAGCAUGGAGGAGAAGGUGGCCUAUCAGUCAUACGAACGAGCCAGAGACAUUCAGGAGGCAGUGGAGUCUUGUCUGACCCGCAUCACAAAGCUGGAGCUGCAGCAGCAGCAGCAGCAGGUAGUGCAGUUGGAGGGAGUGGAGAACGCCAAUGCCCGAGCGCUCCUCGGGAAACUUAUCAACGUGAUCCUGGCUCUGAUGGCUGUGCUCCUGGUCUUUGUCUCCACUUUGGCCAACUUCAUCACUCCCCUGAUGAAGACCCGUGCCCGUGUGGCGGCCACAGUGCUGCUCACAGUGCUACUCUUCGUCCUGUGGAAACAGUGGGAUUUUGUGGAGCUGUGGCUGUUGCCAAGCUGAGCCAGUUAAGGCCAAAAUAGAACAGAACCCAUUUUACUGUCUUUUGAGCUGAGUCAAAGGAUAUCAGGGACAAAUCAAGGCACUUGUGGACAAACCUUACACCAAUGUUAUUCAACACACCACAACACUUAUUUUUUCAUUAAGCAUUAACCUACUGGAUCGCCUGUUGUCACCAAUAUCAUACAAAUAAGUGAUCAUUUGGCUUCACUCAGACUAGGACCACUUGAACUGACUGAGCACUACCAUCUGUUGUUGUUACCUCAUGUCCAAUAUUCAUCAUGUAUUUAGGAAGUAAAGGCUUUUUCUUGAAUGUUAUGUACUCAUGCAUGUCCAAAUAUGUGCAUUUAAAUGCAUCUAUACUGGCAUGAGGCUAUUAUUUACUGAUACUACUUUCAGAAACUGCCAUUUGUCUGAAGUACAAUUCAGAUGUGUUCAAUGUCAAUCAUGGUUUACACCUCUAGUGUUUUGAAGCAAUGCUUUUAAAUUUUUUUCUUUUGUCUUCAGGCCAAAUGAACUGUUUUUUCACUACAGCGGUUUCUGUCUGUUAAUGCUUGUCCAUAAGUACUGUAGUAAAACAGCUUUUGUUCAACACAAGGUCAUUUCAGCUGGCAUGUUGU